Molecule: messenger RNA, 18658 nt
Organism: Coregonus sp. 'balchen'
Lineage: Eukaryota; Metazoa; Chordata; Actinopteri; Salmoniformes; Salmonidae
Source: the annotation of a GenBank genome assembly
AUGAUAAUGUGAAAAGGGUGUUAGAAUGUUUACCCUAUUUAACCCCAUUAAAACCACAAGCUGUUCCUCUUACAGACAUUGAGAAUGCAGGCAAUGAGCCUCAAAAUUCUUAUCUGGUACAUGUCAACUAUGACAGACAAAUGGAGAAAAAAAAAUCCAGAAAAUCACAUUGUAGGAUUUUUAAUUAAUUUAUUUGCAAAUUAUGGUGGAAAAUAAGUAUUUGUUCACCUACAAACAAGCAAGAUUUCUGGCUCUCACAGACCUGUAACUUCUUCUUUAAGAGGCUCCUCUGUCCUCCACUCGUUACCUGUGUUAAUGACACCUGUUUGAACUUGUUAUCAGUAUAAAAGACACCUGUCCACAACCUCAAACAGUCACACUCCAAACUCCACUAUGGCCAAGACCAAAGAGCUGUCAAAGGACACCAGAAACAAAAUUGUAGACCUGCACCAGGCUGGGAAGACUGAAUCUGCAAUAGGUAAGCAGCUUGGUUUGAAGAAAUCUACUGUGGGAGCAAUUAUUAGGAAAUGGAAGACAUACAAGACCACUGAUAAUCUCCCUCGAUCUGGGGCUCCACGCAAGAUCUCACCCCGUGGGGUCAAAAUGAUCACAAGAACGGUGAGCAAAAAUCCCAGAACCACACGGGGGGACCUAGUGAAUGACCUGCAGAGAGCUGGGACCAAAGUAACAAAGCCUACCAUCAGUAACACACUACGCCGCCAGGGACUCAAAUCCUGCAGUGCCAGACGUGUCCCCCUGCUUAAGCCAGUACAUGUCUAGGCCCGUCUGAAGUUUGCUAGAGUGCAUUUGGAUGAUCCAGAAGAGGAUUGGGAGAAUGUCAUAUGGUCAGAUGAAACCAAAAUAGAACUUUUUGGUAAAAACUCAACUUGUCGUGUUUGGAGGACAAAGAAUGCUGAGUUGCAUCCAAAGAACACCAUACCUACUGUGAAGCAUGGGGGUGGAAACAUCAUGCUUUGGGGCUGUUUUUCUGCAAAGGGACCAGGACGACUGAUCCGUGUAAAGGAAAGAAUGAAUUGGGCCAUGUAUCGUGAGAUUUUGAGUGAAAACCUCCUUCCAUCAGCAAGGGCAUUGAAGAUGAAACGUGGCUGGGUCUUUCAGCAUGACAAUGAUCCCAAACACACAGCCAGGGCAACGAAGGAGUGGCUUCGUAAGAAUCAUUUCAAGGUCCUGGAGUGGCCUAGCCAGUCUCCAGACCUGAACCCAAUAGAAAAUCUUUGGAGGGAGCUGAAAGUCCGUAUUGCCCAGCAACAGCCCCGAAAACUGAAGGAUCUGGAGAAGGUCUGUAUGGAGGAGUGGGCCAAAAUCCCUGCUGCAGUGUGUGCAAACCUGGUCAAGACCUACAGGAAACGUAUGAUCUCUGUAAUUGCAAACAAAGGUUUCUGUACCAAAUAUUAAGUUCUGCUUUUCUGAUGUAUCAAAUACUUAUGUCAUGCAAUAAAAUGCUAAUUAUUUACUUAAAAAACAGUUGAAGUGUACCUAUGAUAAAAAUCGGCAGUGUAUUAAAUACUUUUUAUUUUCUAUUGAUAAUGUAAAAUUAACAGCCAUACAGAAAGACUCAUGUGAAGGUGAAAUUACAGAGGAGGAACUUCUGGAUGCAAUUAAAGACUUUAAGUCCGGGAAAACUCCAGGGUUGGAUGGCAUACCAGUCGAGGUAUACUAAACCUUUUUUGUUAUACUCAGAGGAACGUUAUUAGCAUGUUUUAACCACUCCUAUGUAAAUGCUAGAUUAUCAGACACUCAAUUAGUAGGUCUGAUUUCAUUAUUACUGAAACAGGAUACAAGUGGAAAACAUAAAGAUCCAGUCCAUUAAAUAAAUUGGAGGCCCCUUUCCACUUCAGUGUUGUGAUGCAAAAAUUCUAGCAAAAUGUAUAGCGCAUAGAAUUAAAAAGGUAUUGUCGGACAUUAUUCAUUCUAAUCAGACAGGUUUUUUACAUGGGCGAUACAUUGGAGAUAAUAUAAGGCAAGUACUGGAAACAAUAGAACACUAUGAAAAAUCUGGGAAACCAGGCCUACUAUUCAUAGCAGACUUCGAAAAGGCAUUUGAUAAAGUUCGACUUGGUGUUUAUAUAUAAAUGCCUGGAGCAUUUCAAUUUUGGACAAUCUCUUAUAAAUUGGGUUAAAAUCAUGUAUAGUAACCCUAGGUGUAAAAUAGUAAAUAAUGGCUAUUUCUCUGAAAGUUUUAAACUCUCAAGAGGAGUGAAACAAGGUUGUCCACUGUCGGCAUAUCUAUUUAUUAUUGCCAUCGAGAUGUUAGCUAUUAAAAUCAGAUCCAGCAAUAAUAUAAAGGGAUUAGAAAUCCAGGGCUUUAAAACAAAGGUGUCAUUGUACGCUGAUGAUUCAUGUUUUCUUUUAAAUCCACAACUUGAAUCCCUCCACAGCCUCAUAGAGGAUCUAGAUACAUUUUCUAACCUCUCUGGAUUACAACCAAAUUAUGAUAAAUGUACUAUAUUACGUAUUGGAUCACUAAAAAAUACAAUUUUUACAUUACCAUGUAGUUUACCAAUAAAAUGGUCUGAUGGUGAUGUGGAUAUACUCGGAAUACAUAUCCCAAAUGAAAUAAAUGAUCUCACUCCAAUACAUUUUAAUAGAAAGUUAGCAAACAUAGAUAAGAUAUUGCUACAAUGGAAAGGUCAAUUUGUGGAAAAAUCACCCUGAUUAACUCUUUAGUAUUAUCCCAGUUUACCUAUUUGCUUAUGGUCUUGCCUACGCCUAGCGAACAGUUUUUUAAAUUAUAUGCGAAAAAAAUAUUCUAUUUUAUUUGGAACGGCAAGCCAGACAAAAUUAAAUGGGCCUAUUUAUAUAAUGAAUAUGAAUUCGGAGGACAGAAAUUAUAAAAUAUUAAAGCAUUAGACCUAUCACUAAAAGCUUCAGUCAUACAAAAGUUAUACUUAAAUCCAAACUGGUUCUCUAGCAAAUUAGUAAGAUUCUCUCACCCAAUGUUCAAGAAUGGCCUUCUUCCCUUAAUUCAGAUUACAACCUCUCACUUUAAGUUAAAUAUCUCCCAAAUAUCACUUUUUCUAAAACAAGCCAUAGAAAGUUGGUUGCAAUUUCAAUUGAAUCCUCCAGAAACGACAGAACAAAUAAAGCAACACAUUUUGUGGUUAAACUGAAAUAUACUAAUUGAUUAAAAAAACUUUUUUUUUGACAACAUCAUUUUAUUUUUUUAUAAUCUUCGUAAAUGAUAAUAUAGGUAGGACUGGUGGAGUUAUGUCUCACAUGCAGCUAAGAAAAACAUAUGGAAAUGUCUGCUCUACACAAAAUUACAACCAAAUAAUUGCAGCAUUACCGCAAAAAUGGAAAAGGAAAGUGGAAGGGGGAAAAAGUAAGGAACUUGUCUGUCGGCCUUGCAUUAAAGAAUAUAAUUGGUUAAAGAAAAUUGGGAUAAAUAAAAAAGUAUACCAGUUUCAUUUAAGGACCAAAGGAUUGACAGACUUUCUAUAUAGAUUGCAAAAUACAGUGAGGGAAAAAAGUAUUUGAUCCCCUGCUGAUUUUGUAAGUUUGCCCACUGACAAAUAUAUGAUCAGUCUAUAAUUUUAAUGGUAGGUUUAUUUGAACAGUGAGAGACAGAAUAACAACAAAAAAAUACAGAAAAACGUAUGUCAAAAAUAAUAUAAAUUGAUUUGCAUUUUAAUGAGGGAAAUAAGUAUUUGACCCCUCUGCAAAACAUGACUUAGUACUUGGUGGCAAAACCCUUGUUGGCAAUCACAGAAGUCAGACGUUUCUUGUAGUUUGCCAUCCGGUUUGCACACAUCUCAGGAGGGAUUUUGUUCCACUCCUCUUUGCAGAUCUUCUCCAAGUCAUUAAGGUUUCGAGGCUAACGUUUGGCAACUCGAACCUUCAGCUCCCUCCAAAGAUUUUCUAUGUGAUUAAGGUCUGGAGACUGGCUAGGCCACUCAAGGACCUUAAUGUGAUUCUUCUUUAGCCACUCCUUUGUUGCCGUGGCUGUGUGUUUUGGGUCAUUGUCAUGCUGGAAUACCCAUCCACGACCCAUUUUCAAUGCCCUGGCUGAGGGAAGGAGGUUCUCACCAAAGAUUUGACGGUACAUGGCCCCGUCCAUCGUCCCUUUGAUGCGGUGAAGUUGUCCUGUCCCCUUAGCAGAAAAACACCCCCAAAGCAUAAUGUUUCCACCUCCAUGUUUGACUGUGGGGAUGGUGUUCUUGGGGUCAUAGGCAGCAUUCCUCCUCCUCCAAACAAGGCGAGUUGAGUUGAUGCCAAAGAGCUCCAUUUUGGUCUCAUCUGACCACAACACUUUCACCCAGUUCUCCUCUGAAUCAUUCAGAUGUUCAUUGGCAAACUUCAGACGGCCCUGUAUAUGUGCUUUCUUGAGCAGGGGGACCUUGCGGGCGCUGCAGGAUUUCAGUCCUUCACGGCAUAGUGUGUUACCAAUUGUUUUCUUGGUGACUAUGGUCCCAGCUGCCUUGAGAUCAUUGACAAGAUCCUCCCGUGUAGUUCUGGGCUGAUUCCUCACCGUUGUCAUGAUCAUUGCAACUCCACGAGGUGAGAUCUUGCAUGGAGUCCCAGGCCGAGGGAGAUUAACAGUUAUUUUGUGUUUCUUCCAUUUGCGAAUAAUCGCACCAACUGUUGUCACCUUCUCACCAAGCUGCUUGGCGAUGGUCUUGUAGCCCAUUCCAGCCUUGUGUAGGUCUACAAUCUUGUCCCUGAUAUCCUUGGAGAGCUCUUUGGUCUUGGCCAUGGUGGAGAGUUUGGAAUCUGAUUGAUUGAUUGCUUCUGUGGACAGGUGUCUUUUAUACAGGUAACAAGGUGAGAUUAGGAGCACUCCCUUUAAGAGUGUGCUCCUAAUCUCAGCUCGUUACCUGUAUGAAAGUCACCUGGGAGCCAGAAAUUGAUUGAGAGGGGGUCAAAUACUUACUUCCCUCAUUAAAAUGCAAAUCAAUUUAUAAAAUUUUUGACAUGUGUUUUUCUGGAUUUUUUUGUUGUUAUUCUGUCUCUCACUGUUCAAAUAAACCUACCAUUAAAAUUAUAGACUGAUCAUUUCUUUGUCAGUGGGCAAACGUACAAAAUCAGCAGGGGAUCAAAUACUUUUUUCCCUCACUGUAUAUAUAUAUUUGCGAGAAAAAAAACAUAUGUGUGAUUGGAAGUGAUGCAGACAACAAAUUGAUGGAAGUUACAAUCAAUCUGAAAUAUUAAAGCUGAUCUACCCCCUAAAAAAUAAAAAAAUAAAAAAGAGACCAAAGAUAAUCCUGAAUGUGCUACAAAGCUCCACAGCGGAGAUUGGAGUAUCUGUCCAUAGGACCACUUUAAGCAGUACACUCCACAGAGCUGGGCUUUACGGAAGAGUGGCCAAAAAAAGCCAUUGCUUAAAGAAAAAAAUAAGCAAACACCUUUGGUGUUCACCAAAAGGCAUGUGGGAGACUCCCCAAAUAUAUGAAAGAAGGAACUCUGGUCAGAUGAGACUAAAAUUGAGCUUUUUGGCCAUCAAGGAAAACACUAUGUCUGGCGCAAACCCAACACCUCUCAUCACCCCGAGAACACCAUCCCCAGAGUGAAGUUUGGUGGUGGCAGCAUCAUGCUGUGGGGAAGUUUUUCAUCGGCAGGGACUGGGAAGCUUGUCAGAAUUGAAGGAAUGAUGGAUGGCGCUAAAUACAGGGAAAUUCUUGAGGGAAACCUGUUUCAGUCUUCCAGAGAUUUGAGACUGGGACGGAGGUUCACCUUCCAGCAGGGCAAUGACCCUAAGCAUACUGCUAAAGCAAUACUCGAGUGGUUUAAGGGGAAACGUUUAAAUGUAUUGGAAUGGCCUAGUCAAAGCCCAGACCUCAAUCCAUUUGAGAAUCUGUGGUAUGACUUAAAAAUUGCUGUACACCAGCGGAACCCAUCCAACUUGAAGGAGCUGGAGCAGUUUUGCCUUGAAGAAUGGGUAGAAAUCCCAGUGGCUAGAUGUGCCAAGCUUAUAGAGACAUACCCCAAGAGACUUGCAUCUGUAAUUGCUGCAAAAGGUGGCUCUACAAAAUAUUGACUUUGGGGAGGGUGAAUAGUUAUGCACACUCAAGUUUCUUGUUUUUUUGUCAUAUUUCUUCUUUGUUUCACAAUAAAAAAUAUUUUGCAUCUUCAAAGUGGUAGGCAUGUUGUGUAAAUCAAAUGAUACAAACCAGGUUGUAAGGCAACAAAAUAGGAAAAAUGCCAAGGGGGGUGAAUACUUUCACAAGCCACUGUACAUACUGUAUAUCCACAUGGUACCGUCUCCAUUCAAGGACUUGACAACACUCCCUCUUGCAAUUCAUGCAAGAUAACCACACUGCAGUUUCACUUAUACCCUGUUCACACUGCUAAACUGAGCUUUACUGCACCGCCCUGGUUGCCUGGCAAGCAUACAGAUGUAGGAUCUUAAUUUGAUCACCCUGUUGCAGGAGAACUUUCCUGCAAUGUAGGAUAUGUUUUACUUGUAGUGUAUUUGAGAUUUAAAAAGGCUUCUGAAGUUUGUAAUUUCUAUUUACAAAUGUCAGACUUAAUUUUCCCUUACAAAAUAAUUAUCAACGCCUAAAGAAAUCUCCAUUAAUUAUAAUCCACAUACUAAUUCAAAUGUACUGUUGCUGCAGGAUUUUUUUGGUAGACAAUACCUUUAACUAGGUGUAAUUUCUGACAAAAGAUAACACUAGGGUUGUUGUUGUGCCAUCAUGGUUAUUAUAUUACCUGGACAAUAAAGGGACAAUGAGCUCACAAAGUUGAGAACUUUUGGUUGGCUAUUCCCCUUCACAAAACUAUUGGCAGUGCCUACCUUUGGCAUAACAUUAUCUGAAAGCUGUACAAAUAGCAGUGAAGCCCAUUUGACAUUACCCUCUUGUAAAGCACUUCAGGAAAGAGUGGCAGGCCUCUAUAUAAUAGAUACAUUGAGAAGUUGCAGCAAAUUUAGUAAAUACCAGAAUAGUGGCCUAAAUGAAACACUGUAGGUGUUUGGGUAACCAAAAACACUGUUGCAAGUUGGAAAAUGUAACAGGAAGUAUUGUGUUUGAUUUUUUGCAACAGCCUAUCAGGUAGGUCUUUGACAUCAGACCUGCUUAUUGGUCCAUACUUAUUUCAAGCAUUUAUCCACCAGUCAGAGGACUAACCUGAAGUUGGAGCUACACACCACGAUGAUCAGAAUCAGGGUUGUUGUGGUACUUUUCAGUACAAUAUGUAAGUUUUGCAAUUCCUACCUUGACUUAUCUAUCCAUAUUGUGAUUAUGCUCAGUUCACAAUGUAAGAAAUUGAGGGGGAAAUUGUCUUUAUAGGUUUUCUGAUACUGUUGAGCUUUCUUCAGUCCUUCAGUCCUAGUUCUUCUCAUUAACCUAAACUUUUAAAUAGUUUUUUUGCAUUUUUAGAUGUGACACAAUGCAACAAUGUUCAGCGGCAUGUUCAAGUUCAGGGGGUUCAAAUUGGUGACCCAGUGACUCUCUACUGUGUUUUCUCGAAGCAAGUAUUCAAUGAGGGAAACAUGUUCUGGUUCAAGCACGUAACAGGGGAAAUUCCUCAGGUUGUUGCAAGGAUGCAGAAAAAUCAGUCAAGGCCUGAUCUGCACAAGGAAUUUAACAAUUCACAUCUUAGUGUGGAGAAGGCUCAAGCUGACGGGAUAUAUCGUCUCACGAUCUCAAAGAUGGAACCAACGGAUCAAGCCAUUUACUAUUGUGUCCAUAGGAUAGACUAUGAAGUCAACUUUAUCAAUGGGACUGUUUUAGUAUUAAAAGGUAAUGAGAAGAUAUUAAUGCCCUUUAUUUUUUGUUCAGUGUUCUUACAUCUUCAUAUGUUUUCUAUGUGUCUGUGUGGUUUUAUACAUUCAUGUGCAUUUUAGAAAGUGUUGUUUCAGAUUGAUAUACAUGAAACUAUAAAUGUAUCAUUUAGGUAAGAAUCACCAGAGGUCUGAUUACAAGACCGUGGUACAGCGGCCAAUGUCUGACCCAUUCUACCCAGGAGAAAAUGUGACUCUGCAGUGUACAGUACUCUCUGAGACCUGUACAGGAGAACACAGUGUGUACUGGUUCAGAGCCAGAUCAGGAGAAUCCCAUCCAGGAGUCAUUUACACCCUUGGGAACAGGAGAGAUGAGUGUGAGAAGAGCCCUGAGACUCCCUCUCCUACAAAGAGCUGUGUCUACAACCUCUCCAAGAACAACCUCAGCCCCUUGGAUGCUGGGACUUACUACUGUGCUGUGGCCACAUGUGGGGAGAUCCUGUUUGGCAACGGAACAAAACUGGACCUGGCCAUUAACACGGAAUGGAAUGAGUCAGGUAGAAUCAGGUUAAUUGAAGUGUACAGGCGUAGGAUCUUAAUUUGAGCCAGUUUGGUACAUGAGGAAAAUUAUCCUGCAGCAACAGGAAAUGUGAAUUAUUAUGUGGAUUAUAAUUAAUGGACAUUUUAGUAGGGAUUAGUACAUUUUUUGUUAGGGCAAAUGAAGUCUGAAAUUUCAAAUUGGAAAUUACAAACUUUACAAGCCUUUUUAAAACUCCAAUACAACACAAGUUUGCAUUUCCUGCUGUGCAGGAAAGUUAUCAGCAACAAAAAACGUAUCUAAUUAAGAUCCUACAUCUGUAGUCCUAAUGUUUUAUAGUGCAUCAUUCUGUUAUAGUGCCAAUAUAUGAACAUAAAUCUGGCUAUCAAUUUUUAUCUAUUUUUCUUGAGUAAAAAUGAUGAUAGAUACUUUGUGACAUUCAUUUUUAUGUUUGUUUCAGAAAAGGCUCUGGUAGUGGUUGUUGUAGGUUUGGCAGUGGCGUUGGUGUUGUGUGGGAUUGGGAUCAUCUUCCUUGCCUGCACCAGAAGUAAAGAGCAAGUCUGUGAAAAUUGCAAAGGUAAGCAAUAUGAUUAUGAAAAUAUGCUAGAUAUCUUUUGCUACGCUGAAGUUACAGUAGUUUUCAAUUGCUAUGGACAAUUAUCUUGCCUUUUAGUCACUUCUGAUGAAAACCUUGUAACUCAAUUUUUGCCCGUUUUCAUUUAUUUAUUUUUUAAUUUAUUGAAUGCAGUACCUCAAUGUACUCUGAACAUUUCAUGACUCUAGGACCAUGACAAUGUAUUUAAAAAAGCUUCUGAAAUUUCAUAAUUGUAUGUUCUUUAAUGGGAAAAUCUGGUAAUUUUUUCAAUUUCCUGUAAAGUUUCUGUUUUGGAGAUAAGAUUUUUUCAUCAGACAGCGACGCUUUAUUUGAUUUUCUUUUUCUUUUUCUAUUGAAGCAGUAGGUGCCUCUCAGGUUGGCAGACAAGACAGAUUACAGGGAGAACAGGUAUAUUUAUAUUGUGAAAUGGUUCAAUUCCAAUUUUGGCUAAAAUUCCUCAAUAGCUCAUGAUAACCCUUGAAAACGACUCUAUGUGAUGAAUAAUGAGCCAGUAAUCAUAUUUUCCAACCAAUAUGUGGCCUACUGUCUCAUAGAAACGUUUUGUAUUUCUGUGAACAUAACCUUUAAUGGGUUGAAAAUGUAAUAUGAACAACAAGUAACUGACAAGUAUAUAUCUAUAUUUCUUAAAAUAUGUUCCUCCUUAGGAUCAAGAUGGAGUUACAUUGAAUUAUGCUGCAUUGAAUUUCUCUGAGAGGAAAACUAAAAGAGGAAGAAAGAAGAGAGAGACACCACAGGAGAGUGUGUACUCUGAUGUCAGGUGCUCAGACUGGGAGUGAACUUAGCUUAAUCAUUCUAAAAUGUAAUGUUAAUAAUACUUUUAUUCUUGUAAAUGUGUUAGUCAGUGCCCCUUCUACAAAGAUACUUAGAAAAUAUAUGACAAAUGUAAUGCAUUUUUGAUACAAAUCAUGAUGAAUCAGAAAACAACUGAUUUUCUUAAAGCAAUAGUUUUUCUUAAAGGGAUAUGUUUCUCAAAAAAACAUAUUUUAGUAUUUUGUCUAUUAGUCCAUUGUUGAUACAGUCCCAAACAAUUUUGCAUGUAAGAAGUUAACAAAAUAGAGCAUUUUCAGUAAACAUCUAAUAUUGAGUGGCGCAGUGGUCUAAGGCACUGCAUCGCAGUGCUAACUGUGCCACUAGAGAUCCUGGUUCGAAUCCAGGCUCUGUCGCAGCUGGCCGCGACCGGGAGACUCAUGGGCGGCGCACAAUUGGCCCAGGGUAGCGGAGGGAAUGGCUGGCAGGGAUGUAGCUCAGUUGAUAGAGCAUGGUGUUUGCAACGGCAGGGUUGUGGGUUUGAUUCCCACGGGGGGCCAGUAUAAAAUAAAAUAAAUGUAUUCACUAACUGUAAGGCGCUCUGGAUAAGAGUGUCUGCUAAAUGACUAAAAAUGUUUUUUUUUUUAAAUGUAAUGAUCUUGUGUUUUGAAUAAUACGCACUUUGAAUCAUCAACAUCAUCACAUUUUUAGCUUUAUACUGAAAGUCCUCUACUCUUGUCAAACUCAUGAUUUAAGACUAGAGACAGGUACCCUGGGAUCCAGCGCACAUGGUACAAGGCAAGCGUAUUGUGUUCUGCUGAAGCUCUUUUUUUUAUUCUUGCUGUUUGGAUUAGAAAAUAAAUGGUUGUAAAGCUAAGGGGCGAUGCUCUAGGGCUGUGUGGGUGUUUGAGAAAACAGACAUGGAGGAGAAGCAACCAGUGUAAUAACACAGCCCACUCAAUAUUGAUAAUAAUAAUAAUAUGCCAUUUAGCAGACACUUUUAUCCAAAGCGACUUACAGUCAUGCGUGCAUACAUUUUUGUGUAUGGGUGGUCCCGGGGAUCGAACCCACUACCUUGGCGUUACAAGCGCCGUGCUCUACCAGCUGAGCUACAGAGGACCACAAGGUCCGUCCAUGCAGGUUGAUGCAUCCUGUUAACAACAUCAAAAGUGCCUCCCCAGAUGCAUAGGUUCUGCCUGGUCUCAUAGACUAGACAUAACAUAGUAAAAGUAAAUCCGGGGCACUGAAAUUAGUAUGAUAUGUUACGUUUAGUAUGGUUACAUAAGAGAAAAUGUUACUUUAGGCAAAAAUGCAGGCGUAUAAAGUGAAUGUCUAGCAACCCAAAAGUUGCAUGUUAAAUUCUCAUCACGGAACACUUCAGCAUUUUAAACUACUUACCACUUUUUAGCUACUUUGCAACUAUAUAGCAUGUUAGCUACCCUUCCCCUAACCCUAACCUUAACUCUUUAACAUAACUCCAAACCUUAACCCUAACACCUAACCCUAACCCAUAGCCUAGCUAACGUUAGCCAGCUAGCUAACAUUAGCGUUAGCCAGCUACCCACCUAGCUAACGUUAGCCACAACAAAUUGGAAUUCGUAACAUGUCAUAACUUUUGUAAAUUCAUAACAUAUCAUACAAAUUGUAAUUCGUAACAUAUCAAUCAAAAUAGAUGAUGGACAUCCACAAAUUAAUUCAUACAAAAUGUAUUUACUUACAGAAUAAUACAAAAUGCUCUGAGACCAGGUUGACAUAUUAGACUGAUUGUCACGACUUCCUCCGAAGCUGCCUCCUCUCCUUGUUCGGGCAGGCUUCGGCAUUCGUCGUCACAGGCCUUCUAGCCACUGCCGCUCCUCAUCUCAUCAUUCCAUUUGUUUUGUCUUGUUUUUACACACACCUGGUUAAUAUCCCCUCAUCAGUCCCUGUAUAAGUAUUCCCUCUGCCCCCCAUGUCUUUGUAUGUGAUUGUUUCAUGUGGAGGUGUCGAUAGCUCGGUGGAGCUUUAUGUACUGUGUCGCCGGGAUAUUCACCCUUGUGUUUUGUUUUCUCCAGUGCGCCGUUAUUACCGCACUGUAGUUGUUUUACGCAUUGCUGCCUACCGCUGUAUUUGCCGAAUAAACCAUUUAUUCUGUGAUUUACCCCUCCUGCACCUGACUCCGUCCAAAUCACACGCUACACUGAUGCUGUAUCAAACCGAUUCCCUUUUCACGCUAUGAGCCAAGCUGUACUGGGCUGGCCUGCGUACACAUCCACCAUUGUUUCUAAAACUGUGCUGGAAAGGACAAUGUGAAAAUAAUUGAUUUGAGCCUGCCCAUUAUGUUCAGCAUGUAUGGAUGUGGUUAGAGUGUUAGCUAACUGAUUCUGAACACUCCAAAAUGAAACACAAAAUAAACCCAACAUUUAUAAAAGAGGAGGUCCAAAGAGGGCAAUAUGACAAUAUAUUUACAUAUUUAUCAAAACAUACAAUAUUGCAAGCGGUCACAAACUGAGUGAGUGAGUCCUGACCCACCCCUAAACGAGGUGUAGCAAUGUGUUAUAGCAUUUAGCUCCGCGCAUCAGGGGUAGGUUCCACUUAAAUUCCAAACUAGUUUAGCAAAUAAAUAACUAGUCAGUCAGUCGUCUGCCGUACAGAGAAAUUAUUCUUUGGUUUCAUCUGAAUAUAAUUUCUUAAUUUGCAUAGGCAUAAAAAAUGUGAAUAGCUAUUACAUACAAUGGUUUGUUCUACUCAAUAGAACAAGUAGUAGAAGUCCUAACUUGAUGGAGUGGGUGUUUGUUACUAGCUAUUGUAACACUCUUCACCUAUAAUUCAGAGUCCUUUUGGAAAUUUAGUAUUUGCCCCAAAGAUAGCAAAUAUGCCUAGUACAUACCUGGUAAUGCAUACAGCUAGCCCACAAUGUUGAGUAAAGAACAAUUCAAGUGUGAAUAAGUUGUUUAAAAUGAUGCACCGGCGUGUCAAUCUUAGAAACAUAAUACAAAAAUACUUAAAAUCUGUCAGUUUAAGCUAGAGAUAUCUGUUUUUCUGCAAGGGCUGAGUCUCAAUCCACCAUAUUGGCCUAUGUCGCCCUUCCACAUCUGCGGUGGAAAAUGGCAGAGCUAAACCGCUGUUUGUCAGACCAGGAGGCAUUAUGAAAUCGGUCUAUGCCCUAUAUAUAACUAGGUGGUACCAUAUGCCCUGUAUAUUACUAGGUGGUACCGUAUGCCCUGUAUAUACAGUGAGGGAAAAAAGGUAUUUGAUCCCCUGCUGAUUUUGUACGUUUGCCCACUGACAAAGAAAUUAUCAGUCUAUAAUUUUAAUGGUAGGUUAAUUUGAACAGUGAGAGACAGAAUAACAACAAAAAAGUCCAGAAAAACGCAUGUCAAAAAUGUUAUACAUUUAUUUGCAUUUUAAUGAGGGAAAUAAGAAUUUGAACCCUCUGCAAAACAUGACUUAGUACUUGGUGGCAAAACCCUUGUUGGCAAUCACAGAGGUCAGACGUUUCUUGUAGUUGGCCACCAGGUUUGCACACAUCUCAGGAGGGAUUUUGUCCCACUCCUCUUUGCAGAUCUUCUCCAAGUCAUUAAGGUUUUGAGGCUGACGUUUGGCAACUCAAACCUUCAGCUCCCUCCACAGAUUUUCUAUGGGAUUAAGGUCUGGGGAUGGUGUUCUUGGGGUCAUAGGCAGCAUUCCUCCUCCUCCAAACACGGCGAGUUGAGUUGAUGCCAAAGAGCUCCAUUUUGGUCUCAUCUGACCACAACACUUUCACCCAGUUCUCCUCUGAAUCAUUCAGAUGUUCAUUGGCAAACUUCAGAUGUCCCUGUAUAUGUGCUUUCUUGAGCAGGGGGACCUUGCGGGCGCUGCAGGAUUUCAGUCCUUCACGGCAUAGUGUGUUACCAAUUGUUUUCUUGGUGACUAUGGUCCCAGCUGCCUUGAGAUCAUUGACAAGAUCCUCCCGUGUAGUUCUGGGCUGAUUCCUCACCGUUGUCAUGAUCAUUGCAACUCCACGAGGUGAGAUCUUGCAUGGAGGCCCAGGCCGAGGGAGAUUGACAGGUAUUUUGUGUUUCUUCCAUUUGCGAAUAAUCUCACCAACUGUUGUCACCUUCUCACCAAGCUGCUUGGCGAUGGUCUUGUAGCCCAUUCCAGCCUUGUGUAGGUCUGCAAUCUUGUCCCUGACAUCCUUGGAGAGCUCUUUGGUCUUGGCCAUGGUGGAGAGUUUGGAAUCUGAUUGAUUGAUUGCUUCUGUGGACAGGUGUCUUUUAUACAGGUAACAAGGUGAGAUUAGGAGCACUCCCUUUAAGAGUGUGCUCCUAAUCUCAGCUCGUUACCUGUAUGAAAGUCACCUGGGAGCCAGAAAUUGAUUGAGAGGGGGUCAAAUACUUACUUCCCUCAUUAAAAUGCAAAUCAAUUUAUAAAAUUUUUGACAUGUGUUUUUCUGGAUUUUUUUGUUGUUAUUCUGUCUCUCACUGUUCAAAUAAACCUACCAUUAAAAUUAUAGACUGAUCAUUUCUUUGUCAGUGGGCAAACGUACAAAAUCAGCAGGGGAUCAAAUACUUUUUUCCCUCACUGUAUAUAUAUAUUUGCGAGAAAAAAAACAUAUGUGUGAUUGGAAGUGAUGCAGACAACAAAUUGAUGGAAGUUACAAUCAAUCUGAAAUAUUAAAGCUGAUCUACCCCCUAAAAAAUAAAAAAAUAAAAAAGAGACCAAAGAUAAUCCUGAAUGUGCUACAAAGCUCCACAGCGGAGAUUGGAGUAUCUGUCCAUAGGACCACUUUAAGCAGUACACUCCACAGAGCUGGGCUUUACGGAAGAGUGGCCAAAAAAAGCCAUUGCUUAAAGAAAAAAAUAAGCAAACACCUUUGGUGUUCACCAAAAGGCAUGUGGGAGACUCCCCAAAUAUAUGAAAGAAGGAACUCUGGUCAGAUGAGACUAAAAUUGAGCUUUUUGGCCAUCAAGGAAAACACUAUGUCUGGCGCAAACCCAACACCUCUCAUCACCCCGAGAACACCAUCCCCAGAGUGAAGUUUGGUGGUGGCAGCAUCAUGCUGUGGGGAAGUUUUUCAUCGGCAGGGACUGGGAAGCUUGUCAGAAUUGAAGGAAUGAUGGAUGGCGCUAAAUACAGGGAAAUUCUUGAGGGAAACCUGUUUCAGUCUUCCAGAGAUUUGAGACUGGGACGGAGGUUCACCUUCCAGCAGGGCAAUGACCCUAAGCAUACUGCUAAAGCAAUACUCGAGUGGUUUAAGGGGAAACGUUUAAAUGUAUUGGAAUGGCCUAGUCAAAGCCCAGACCUCAAUCCAUUUGAGAAUCUGUGGUAUGACUUAAAAAUUGCUGUACACCAGCGGAACCCAUCCAACUUGAAGGAGCUGGAGCAGUUUUGCCUUGAAGAAUGGGUAGAAAUCCCAGUGGCUAGAUGUGCCAAGCUUAUAGAGACAUACCCCAAGAGACUUGCAUCUGUAAUUGCUGCAAAAGGUGGCUCUACAAAAUAUUGACUUUGGGGAGGGUGAAUAGUUAUGCACACUCAAGUUUCUUGUUUUUUUGUCAUAUUUCUUCUUUGUUUCACAAUAAAAAAUAUUUUGCAUCUUCAAAGUGGUAGGCAUGUUGUGUAAAUCAAAUGAUACAAACCAGGUUGUAAGGCAACAAAAUAGGAAAAAUGCCAAGGGGGGUGAAUACUUUCACAAGCCACUGUACAUACUGUAUAUCCACAUGGUACCGUCUCCAUUCAAGGACUUGACAACACUCCCUCUUGCAAUUCAUGCAAGAUAACCACACUGCAGUUUCACUUAUACCCUGUUCACACUGCUAAACUGAGCUUUACUGCACCGCCCUGGUUGCCUGGCAAGCAUACAGAUGUAGGAUCUUAAUUUGAUCACCCUGUUGCAGGAGAACUUUCCUGCAAUGUAGGAUAUGUUUUACUUGUAGUGUAUUUGAGAUUUAAAAAGGCUUCUGAAGUUUGUAAUUUCUAUUUACAAAUGUCAGACUUAAUUUUCCCUUACAAAAUAAUUAUCAACGCCUAAAGAAAUCUCCAUUAAUUAUAAUCCACAUACUAAUUCAAAUGUACUGUUGCUGCAGGAUUUUUUUGGUAGACAAUACCUUUAACUAGGUGUAAUUUCUGACAAAAGAUAACACUAGGGUUGUUGUUGUGCCAUCAUGGUUAUUAUAUUACCUGGACAAUAAAGGGACAAUGAGCUCACAAAGUUGAGAACUUUUGGUUGGCUAUUCCCCUUCACAAAACUAUUGGCAGUGCCUACCUUUGGCAUAACAUUAUCUGAAAGCUGUACAAAUAGCAGUGAAGCCCAUUUGACAUUACCCUCUUGUAAAGCACUUCAGGAAAGAGUGGCAGGCCUCUAUAUAAUAGAUACAUUGAGAAGUUGCAGCAAAUUUAGCAAAUACCAGAAUAGUGGCCUAAAUGAAACACUGUAGGUGUUUGGGUAACCAAAAACACUGUUGCAAGUUGGAAAAUGUAACAGGAAGUAUUGUGUUUGAUUUUUUGCAACAGCCUAUCAGGUAGGUCUUUGACAUCAGACCUGCUUAUUGGUCCAUACUUAUUUCAAGCAUUUAUCCACCAGUCAGAGGACUAACCUGAAGUUGGAGCUACACACCACGAUGAUCAGAAUCAGGGUUGUUGUGGUACUUUUCAGUACAAUAUGUAAGUUUUGCAAUUCCUACCUUGACUUAUCUAUCCAUAUUGUGAUUAUGUUCAGUUCACAAUGUAAGAAAUUGAGGGGGAAAUUGUCUUUAUAGGUUUUCUGAUACUGUUGAGCUUUCUUCAGUCCUUCAGUCCUAGUUCUUCUCAUUAACCUAAACUUUUAAAUUGUUUUUUGCAUUUUUAGAUGUGACACAAUGCAACAAUGUUCAGCGGCAUGUUCAAGUUCAGGGGGUUCAAAUUGGUGACCCAGUGACUCUCUACUGUGUUUUCUCGAAGCAAGUAUUCAAUGAGGGAAACAUGUUCUGGUUCAAGCACGUAACAGGGGAAAUUCCUCAGGUUGUUGCAAGGAUGCAGAAAAAUCAGUCAAGGCCUGAUCUGCACAAGGAAUUUAACAAUUCACAUCUUAGUGUGGAGAAGGCUCAAGCUGACGGGAUAUAUCGUCUCACGAUCUCAAAGAUGGAACCAACGGAUCAAGCCAUUUACUAUUGUGUCCAUAGGAUAGACUAUGAAGUCAACUUUAUCAAUGGGACUGUUUUAGUAUUAAAAGGUAAUGAGAAGAUAUUAAUGCCCUUUAUUUUUUGUUCAGUGUUCUUACAUCUUCAUAUGUUUUCUAUGUGUCUGUGUGGUUUUAUACAUUCAUGUGCAUUUUAGAAAGUGUUGUUUCAGAUUGAUAUACAUGAAACUAUAAAUGUAUCAUUUAGGUAAGAAUCACCAGAGGUCUGAUUACAAGACCGUGGUACAGCGGCCAAUGUCUGACCCAUUCUACCCAGGAGAAAAUGUGACUCUGCAGUGUACAGUACUCUCUGAGACCUGUACAGGAGAACACAGUGUGUACUGGUUCAGAGCCAGAUCAGGAGAAUCCCAUCCAGGAGUCAUUUACACCCUUGGGAACAGGAGAGAUGAGUGUGAGAAGAGCCCUGAGACUCCCUCUCCUACAAAGAGCUGUGUCUACAACCUCUCCAAGAACAACCUCAGCCCCUUGGAUGCUGGGACUUACUACUGUGCUGUGGCCACAUGUGGGGAGAUCCUGUUUGGCAACGGAACAAAACUGGACCUGGCCAUUAACACGGAAUGGAAUGAGUCAGGUAGAAUCAGGUUAAUUGAAGUGUACAGGCGUAGGAUCUUAAUUUGAGCCAGUUUGGUACAUGAGGAAAAUUAUCCUGCAGCAACAGGAAAUGUGAAUUAUUAUGUGGAUUAUAAUUAAUGGACAUUUUAGUAGGGAUUAGUACAUUUUUUGUUAGGGCAAAUGAAGUCUGAAAUUUCAAAUUGGAAAUUACAAACUUUACAAGCCUUUUUAAAACUCCAAUACAACACAAGUUUGCAUUUCCUGCUGUGCAGGAAAGUUAUCAGCAACAAAAAACGUAUCUAAUUAAGAUCCUACAUCUGUAGUCCUAAUGUUUUAUAGUGCAUCAUUCUGUUAUAGUGCCAAUAUAUGAACAUAAAUCUGGCUAUCAAUUUUUAUCUAUUUUUCUUGAGUAAAAAUGAUGAUAGAUACUUUGUGACAUUCAUUUUUAUGUUUGUUUCAGAAAAGGCUCUGGUAGUGGUUGUUGUAGGUUUGGCAGUGGCGUUGGUGUUGUGUGGGAUUGGGAUCAUCUUCCUUGCCUGCACCAGAAGUAAAGAGCAAGUCUGUGAAAAUUGCAAAGGUAAGCAAUAUGAUUAUGAAAAUAUGCUAGAUAUCUUUUGCUACGCUGAAGUUACAGUAGUUUUCAAUUGCUAUGGACAAUUAUCUUGCCUUUUAGUCACUUCUGAUGAAAACCUUGUAACUCAAUUUUUGCCCGUUUUCAUUUAUUUAUUUUUUAAUUUAUUGAAUGCAGUACCUCAAUGUACUCUGAACAUUUCAUGACUCUAGGACCAUGACAAUGUAUUUAAAAAAGCUUCUGAAAUUUCAUAAUUGUAUGUUCUUUAAUGGGAAAAUCUGGUAAUUUUUUCAAUUUCCUGUAAAGUUUCUGUUUUGGAGAUAAGAUUUUUUCAUCAGACAGCGACGCUUUAUUUGAUUUUCUUUUUCUUUUUCUAUUGAAGCAGUAGGUGCCUCUCAGGUUGGCAGACAAGACAGAUUACAGGGAGAACAGGUAUAUUUAUAUUGUGAAAUGGUUCAAUUCCAAUUUUGGCUAAAAUUCCUCAAUAGCUCAUGAUAACCCUUGAAAACGACUCUAUGUGAUGAAUAAUGAGCCAGUAAUCAUAUUUUCCAACCAAUAUGUGGCCUACUGUCUCAUAGAAACGUUUUGUAUUUCUGUGAACAUAACCUUUAAUGGCUUGAAAAUGUAAUAUGAACAACAAGUAACUGACAAGUAUAUAUCUAUAUUUCUUAAAAUAUGUUCCUCCUUAGGAUCAAGAUGGAGUUACAUUGAAUUAUGCUGCAUUGAAUUUCUCUGAGAGGAAAACUAAAAGAGGAAGAAAGAAGAGAGAGACACCACAGGAGAGUGUGUACUCUGAUGUCAGGUGCUCAGACUGGGAGUGA